GGCCCCGCCGCCGCCAUGGCGGCCGCCGCGGAGGAGCUGGCGCUCGGCUUCCAGCGCCGCUUCCUGGCGGCGCGGCCGCUGCGCUCCCUGCCCUGGCCGGAGCUUGAACAAGAACUAAAGACUUCAUCGGAUUCCUCACUGCUGUUAGAUAUACUGCACAAGACUGUUCUCCACCCCUUGUGUGUAAAAUAUCCCUCUUCCAUCAAGUACCGAAGAAGCUUUUUAACUGAACUCAUUAAAAAGCAUGAAUCCACAACAGCUGAACCCUUGGAUGAAUUGUAUGAUACACUAGCAGAUAUUUUAAAUAAAGAAGAAUCUACACAUUGUUACAAAAACUACUUACUGCCCACAGGAGAAUCUAUUACCCUUUCUGAGAAUGUGGCAAUCAUCUCACAAGGAACCACAGGUCUUGUCACAUGGGAUGCUGCUGUUCAUCUUGCUGAAUGGGCAAUACAGAAUUCUACAGUUUUCAGUAACAGGACAGUCUUGGAAUUAGGAAGUGGGAUCGGCUUCACUGGAAUUGCAAUCUCUAAAAUCUGUAACCCCAAGGCGUAUAUAUUUAGUGAUUACCAUCACUCUGUUCUCAAACAGCUGACAGAAAACAUUUGUUUGAAUGGCUUUGUUUUGGAGCCUGAAACUGCUAAUCAUAUCGAAAUGCAGUCCCAAGGCCCAAAGCUUGAAGUGAUGCAUUACCAAAAACCAAAACUAACUGUUGCAGAACUUGACUGGGGCUCAGUUACAGAAAAACAACUGAUGGAUCUUCAACCUGAUGUCAUCAUUGCAGCAGAUGUGGUAUAUGAUCCAGAGAUAACUUUAGCCCUUAUUGGUUUGCUACAAAAACUUUCCACUUUCAGAGCAGAUGGAAAACCUCCCGAGGUCUACAUUGCUUUCACAGUUCGCAAUCCCGACACAUAUCAUCAGUUCAAGACUGAACUUGAUAAAACGGGGAUUGGAUGGCAGAUUAUUCCAGCUCACAGGAACAGUAUUUUCCUCUACGAUCUGCAUUCAAAUGUAACUAUUCUACAACUAUUGAUAUAGGUUUGGUAAAUCCAAUACAAUUAUAAUUUUCAGAUCAACAGGAGCUAUUUCAUAGUACAAGAUUAUCUUGAAUUCCAGGAACAGAUAAAAGGCAGUAGGGAUACACCUGUAGGCACAAACUGUUGUCAAAAGUACAUUACAGUUCCUCCUGUAAUUGUCAGUGUGCAUGUGAACAAGCUGUUGCCCGUUAGGAGCAUCUAUGGACUUCAAGUUGUAGGAAAAGAAAAAGCGCUAAUCAUACUGUGCUUUGAUUCUGUACACAAGCAACAGAACUGAGCUAUAUAGUUUCAACUGUAUUUGAUUUGUAAAUCAUGGAGGCACAUCUGCAACAGCACAGAAUGAAUAUCUUACUGAAAAGGGAGCAGAACAAUGUUUCACAAUAAUAAAGUUUUUAAUAUUGAAACCAUUUGCAAA
Rhea pennata is the source of this 1452-nucleotide messenger RNA. RefSeq names its product eukaryotic elongation factor 2 lysine methyltransferase (gene EEF2KMT). The transcript is spliced from 8 exons. The record is from RefSeq and is a predicted model, not a curated record. The coding region runs from base 16 to 1038 and encodes 340 amino acids. Lineage: Eukaryota; Metazoa; Chordata; Aves; Rheiformes; Rheidae.